Molecule: messenger RNA, 858 nt
Organism: Coffea eugenioides
Lineage: Eukaryota; Viridiplantae; Streptophyta; Magnoliopsida; Gentianales; Rubiaceae
Product: MDIS1-interacting receptor like kinase 2-like
Exons: 2
Coding region: 1-858 (285 amino acids)
Biological process (GO): protein phosphorylation
Molecular function (GO): ATP binding; protein kinase activity
Source: RefSeq, a predicted model, not a curated record
AUGUCAGUUGUCACUAUAUCAAGACAAAAUGAAGCUUUGUGUGGCAAUGUUCCGAGUGGUAGAGCCUUUGUGAAUUUAACAUUAGAAGAAGUAAAGGGAAAUGAAGCUUUGUGUGGCAAUAUUACAGGGUUACGAGCGUGUGAAAGUUUCCCUUUGAUUAGAAAGCACGUCAAGGAUAAAAGGAAGGAACUUGUUCUCAUAAUUGUAAUACCUCUACUGGGAUCUUUCAUACUUCUAGGUGCAUUCUCUGGCAUUGUUAUAUUGCAUGAUCAAAUAAAAAAAUAUUCAAGAGCGGAAGACAUAGAGGUGAAGAAGGGCGGAUUAUUUGCCAUAUGUGCUUUUGAUGGCAAAGAAUUGUAUAAAGAAAUCUUGAAGUCUACAGAAGAGUUCAGUGAAAUAUUUUCUAUUGGGAAAGGAGGUUAUGGAAGUGUUUACAGAGCACAGCUUCCAUCAGGUGAUGUAGUAGCUGUAAAGAGACUUCACAACAUGCCUAAUGUGGCAAAGGAUAGACGUUUCUUGAAUGAAAUCAGGGCCUUGACAGAAAUCAAGCAUCGCAACAUUGUGAAACUCUUUGGCUUCUGCUCAAAUGCUCAGCAUUCGAUUUUGGUUUAUGAAUACUUUGAAAGAGGAAGCUUGGCCAAAAUCUUGAGCAUGGAAGAAGGAGCUAAGAAACUAGACUGGCAAAAGAGGUUGAAAAUCAUCCAAGGAGUCGCUCAUGCUUUAUCUUACAUGCAUCAUGAUUGUUCACCAGCAAUUGUGCAUCGGGACAUAACAAGCAACAACAUUUUGCUUGAUCCAGAAUACGAGGCUCACGUUUCAGAUUUUGGCACUUCCAAGUGUCUGCAAAAAGACUUCUAA